AUGACUGAAAACUCAAGCUCCAGAAUGGACACCCCAACAAACAUCUCUCUGAGUCCCGGCAUCUCCGUCUCUGACUCGUUGGAAUACAAGACGGUGUCAGUGUUCCUGGUCUUGCUUGUGUGUGGCGUCGGCAUUGUGGGAAACAUCAUGGUGGUCCUUGUGGUGCUUACAACGCGCCACAUGAGGACUCCCACCAACUGUUAUCUGGUUAGCCUUGCUAUAGCAGACCUGACUGUGCUGGUGGCGGCGGGACUGCCUAACGUGGCGGACAGUCUGACGGGGACUUGGGUGUUUGGCCACGCCGGCUGCCUGGGGAUCACCUAUCUUCAGUACCUUGGCAUCAAUGUGUCCUCCUGCUCCAUCACUGCCUUCACUGUGGAGAGGUACAUAGCUAUCUGCCAUCCAAUGAAGGCUCAGACAGUAUGUACGGUUUCCAGGGCCAAGCGGAUCAUUGCCGGGGUUUGGAUCUUCACCUGCGUCUACUGCAUGCUGUGGUUUUUCCUUGUGGACAUUCAGGUCAGCCAGGAUGGACAUGUGCAGUGUGGCUACAAAGUGAAACGCGAGCUCUACCUGCCGAUCUACCUCAUCGACUUUGCCAUUUUCUACGUCAUCCCGUUGCUUCUUGCAAUUGUGCUGUACGGCCUCAUCGCACGGAUCCUCUACCUCAGCCCUCUGCCCAACCAGCCUGACACCAGAGCCACCACACUGCGGCGGAGCUGCCGGGAAGCCUCUGAAGCAGGAAAGGGAGGUCGCCCAGGCCGGCCAAAGAGUGCGCUCUCCUCCAGGAAACAGGUGACAAAGAUGCUGGCAGUGGUGGUGAUCCUAUUUGCUCUUCUUUGGAUGCCCUACCGGACUCUGGUUUUGAUUAACUCUUUUGUAUCAACACCCUACCUUGACGCCUGGUUCAUCCUGUUUUGUCGGACAUGCAUCUACGCCAACAGCGCUAUAAACCCUGUGAUAUACAACGCCAUGUCUCAGAAGUUCCGCUCUGCAUUCCGUGGGCUUUACCGUUGUCAACAGCCAGACGUAAACCAGAGGACGCUGUCGCUGAUCCAAACUGGAUUCAGCACCGUCAGAGACCCACGAACAUCCCAGCCCAGCAGCAAUGGUACAAAUGGAAAGACAAGAAAAGCCAUCCUAAGUACCAAUAUGACAUCAAAGCAGAAUGGAAGGGGUCAUCAGGAGUCAGAAAGCUUAAGUGACAAGAAGGCAGAACAUUCCAUCGAUAUCAGCUCAACUACUUUUGGUUUAGCUUUGAAUGGAAAUGAGAAGUCAGAUUGGCCUCCAUCAAACGAUACCACAGAUAAGCAAGAAAACAUGUAAAUAGUUUCACAUCACCAUAGUAUGAUGAUGAAUUUGUUAUAACCACUGAUAUCGGUCAAGAAAACUAAUUUAAUAGUGCUGUUUGCAUCCUAUGACAAACAGCUGUGGAUCACUUAUGAAGUGAAGGUCCCUCAUGAUGAACAAUUUGCUAUCUAAAACACUGCAUGUGAUGCAAUUUCAACUAUCCAAGUGAGAAUAUCCAUAAACGAGGCUAAGCGCUACUGAGUAUAGAAAGGAUUCUUUAAAACACUAAGUUACAGUAUUAAAAGCCUUUAUUACUACAACUGCUUAUGUUUUCUUAGCUGGCAAAAGAUUUCUCCAGUUUAUUCGUUUAACAGCUCAGAAACCGCAAGAAGAUUUUUUUGAGAAAGCAGGUUGACAACAGUUUGAAGAGAAAUGACACAUCCAGUUUAUUUAGUAAUCAGAAGGUUUUCUUGUUCACUGAAUAGUGUCAAUAGGACGGUUUUGAUUUUCGGAUCCACUGUUUAUUUCAGGUCAUAAACACAUAGUGGCUGAUGAGAGUGAGUUCAAAUGACUGCACACGGGACAGUAUAGACCGCUCAAGAAUCAUUAAGUAAUUCUUAAACUGAAUCAUGGUCACCCUUUUCAAAGAAGCUGUGAUUUUGUUAACAUCAACUUUCGGUUACAGAGAGAAAUCAAUCCUCAAUUUCGCGGAAGAAAGCCUUGUGAUUCUUUGACCAAUAUGUUGCCCAGACUCCUGCCAAAAAUGACCUUUCAUACUCUUUUACUGUGCCAACUGAUGUAAAAGGCACUCCAAAUAACAGCAAGCGUACAGUGCUGAUAUAGGUCAUGAGAAUGGUGCCUGAAGCUUUAUUUUCUGGAGUGCUGGGCCUCCAGCCAAGCUGCCAAUUUUUAGACUUGUGAAUUAAAACGUGUUAUGAUGAUUAUAAUAAUUAUUACGAUACUGAUAAACAUUACAGUUUUGUAAAUAAAUCGACAUUUGUAAAUCAAUUCAUUUACAGCGCACAACAAAUGUGCAUGAUGUGAUGAUUAUGCUAACUGACCAGCAAGAGAUACAUUCAAAAACUGUGGAUUUUAGCUUUGCAACAUUGGAACAAAACUUUAUAUUCUCUAAAUACCUCUGGAUUUUAAUGUGUGCUAAACUUUGAUUCCUGCCACCUAUCACCACAGUAUAACAGGUUCAUGUAAUCUGUCAUGAAUGUUAAAGCACCUGUGAUUUCACUUAGAGGUUAUUUCCCCCCACAAAAAAGAACAUUCUCAUCCUGCUUUCUUUUCUGUCUAAAAUGUUUCUCUUAUUGAGAAUCUUUGCCAUGAAAAAAAGGAUUUAAAAAAAAAAGGCUGUUUCUGUAGCAUGCUGUUAAUCACUUCACCCGACACCUACCCUGCUGCAGGGUUUAGAGGCCUUAAAAAUAUCAAUCUAGAAAUAGUCAAUGGUUUUGCUGAUGCUCUUGAUUGCUUAUGUAAAGGUCAGAAAAAGAUAAAUAUUAAUUUCACGUCUGUGGCAAGGGAAAAUAUUCUGAUACAAAUGUAAUGUGACACAUCGUCUUUCACUUAAAUUAUUUUUUUUCUUCUGACAUUAUACAUAUAAAGCACUUAUUUGGUUUUGA
Labrus mixtus (cuckoo wrasse) is the source of this 2912-nucleotide messenger RNA. It is a transcript of the gene trhr2, whose product is annotated as thyrotropin releasing hormone receptor 2. Gene Ontology annotation, molecular function: thyrotropin-releasing hormone receptor activity. Gene Ontology annotation, biological process: phospholipase C-activating G protein-coupled receptor signaling pathway. The record is from RefSeq and is a predicted model, not a curated record. NCBI's taxonomy places the organism in Eukaryota, Metazoa, Chordata, Actinopteri, Labriformes, Labridae. Gene Ontology annotation, cellular component: membrane. Bases 1 to 1323 code for a protein of 440 amino acids. The transcript is spliced from 5 exons.